CUUCUUUCCUCAGUUUCUAAAAGACGUCCAGGAUGUUCUUCCUGUGUCUGUCUCUGCUCUCUGCUGCUGCUUUUCUACAAAGCAGUGUCUCAGCAGAUGAAGUAGUGUCACUGAACUGCAGUGAAGCAGUGGAAGUUGCAGCUGGAGGAACUGUGACACUGACCUGCUCUAUACAUUAUCAGGAUGUGGAAGGCUGUAAAGUUCUACAUUCUGCCUGGCAUAACACAAGCAGCAUUAUACCAUGUGGCAGUGGUUCAGGAGAAUACAUCUGUGAUUCAGACCAUCAGACUUAUGUGUCUCUGAUCAUCUCUAAUGUCAUGAAGGAGGAAAAUUACACAGCUGCAGUGAUAACAGACUGUGGUAUGGCUUUAUCAUUUCCUAUCAACGUACAAGUUACAAGUUACUCCAACUCCACAAGUUACUCCAACUCCAGCAGCCGUGUUGGUGGUUCCGUCACACCAGGACCUGAACCUGAGAAGGUCACCAACGUUGCCGCCAUAUCGGGCAUUUGUGUCGCCGUCAUUGUUGCUGCCAUUUUGUUUUUCCUGUUUGGAACUGAGAGAGGCAGAAAAAUCUUCAAACCAUCACGAGGAAAACAAAUCACACAGGUUACAGUGAUCCAGAGUCUGAGUCGAACAGUCUCCAUCAGUCUGUUUAAUGUAUAUAUAAACAUGUGGGGGCUGUUCCACAGCUGGCUGUGUAGCUUCCUGCCUCUCAAACUGUGAAGAAAUAUAUUAUUGUGUUUAUUUUUUUUAUCUUUUUUUUUCUUCCAGUCACAUUUUCAGAUUUCUGUAAAUAAAUGUAAAUAUAAUAAGUCAAUUUCAUUAAAGGGACAUUUUAAUUUUAAA
Messenger RNA from Lates calcarifer (barramundi perch), 848 nucleotides. RefSeq lists its product as uncharacterized. Lineage: Eukaryota; Metazoa; Chordata; Actinopteri; Centropomidae. The record is from RefSeq and is a predicted model, not a curated record. The transcript has 3 exons. Bases 33 to 725 code for a protein of 230 amino acids.